This is a messenger RNA of Zea mays, 1693 nucleotides long. Its product is annotated as putative cytochrome P450 superfamily protein. The record is from RefSeq and is marked provisional. The coding region runs from base 68 to 1366 and encodes 432 amino acids. Lineage: Eukaryota; Viridiplantae; Streptophyta; Magnoliopsida; Poales; Poaceae. Gene Ontology annotation, molecular function: monooxygenase activity; oxidoreductase activity, acting on paired donors, with incorporation or reduction of molecular oxygen; heme binding. The transcript is spliced from 2 exons.
UCCAGUCAUCCACGCUGAUUUGCCGGAAGGCGCCUCGGCGGAAGCUGCUAUCUAGUUGAAGCCAGCCAUGGCCGCCGAGCCCCCGGCGUACUUGCUGCUCCUUCCCCUCAUCGCCAUACCGCUCAUCGUCUUCCUCGUCCUGUCCCGCCGAAGGGAUGACCAGCGGCGCUUCCCACCGGCGCCGUGGGCGCUGCCGGUCAUCGGCCACCUGCACCACCUCGCCGGCGCGCCACCGCACCGUGCCCUGCGGGACCUUGCGAGGCGCCACGGCCCGCUCAUGACGCUCCGCUUCUGCGAGCUCCGGGUCGUGGUCGCCUCGUCGCCGGACGCCGCGCGGGAGAUCUUGAGGACCCACGACGUGGACUUCGCGUCGCGGCCCAUCGGGCCGAUGCUGCAGCUCGUGUUCCGGGGCGCCGAGGGCCUCAUCUUCGCGCCCUACGGCGACGGGUGGCGGCAGCUCCGCAAGAUCUGCACCCUCGAACUCCUCAGCGCCCGCCGCGUCCACUCCUUCCGGCCCGUCCGCGAGGACGAGGUCGGCCGCCUCCUCGGCUCGGUCGCGUCCGCCGCGGCGGCGGGGUUGCCCGUGAACCUGAGUGAGAGGAUCACGGCGUUCGUCGCGGACGCAGCGGUGCGCGCCAUCAUCGGCAGCCGGAGCGAGCACCGCGACGAGUUCUUGCGCCUGCUGAUGGACGGGCUCAAGAUAAUUCCGGGAUUGAGCCUGCCGGACCUCUUCCCGUCGUCACGCCUCGCGAUGCUCGUCAGCAGCGUUCCCGGUAAAAUCGAGCGCCGCCGGAAAGGCCUCCUUGACAUCGUCGACCCCAUCAUUCUGGAGCAUCAGGAGAAGAGAGCGGCCGGUGGCAUAGACGAAGAUGAGGACUUGCUUGACGUGCUCUUGAGACUCCAGAAAGACAUGGACUCCCAGUACCCUCUCACCACCGACAACAUCAAAUCCGUCCUCAUCGACAUGUUUGGAGCAAGCAGCGAGACGUCGGCGACGACGCUGAAGUGGACAAUGGCCGAGCUGAUGCGGAACCCGGCGGUGAUGCGGAAGGCGCAAGAUGAGGUCAGGGGAGCACUCGCCGGCCACGACGAGGUGGCGGAGGACAGCCUGGUCAAUCUGCGGUACCUGCAGCUAGUCAUAAAGGAGACGCUGCGGCCUGCGGCUGCACCCGCCGGCGCCAUUGCUGCUGCCGCGGGAGUGCCGCAGCCCGUGCCAGGUGCUCGGCUACGACGUGCCUCGUGGCACCAUGGUGCUGGUGAACGCGUGGGCAAUAGGCAGGGACCCAGCGCUGUGGGACGCGCCGGAGGAUUUCGUGCCGGAAAGGUUCGAGGAGAGUGGACGAGACUUCAAGGGCAUGGAUUUUGAGUUCAUCCCGUUCGGUGCGGGAAGGAGGAUGUGCCCCGGCAUGGCGUUCGGGCUGGCGCACAUUGAGCUCGCUCUCGCGGCGUUGCUGUUUCACUUCGACUGGAAGCUACCGGAAGGGGUGGUCGCCGAGGAGAUAGACAUGGCCGAGGCGGUCGCGAUCACGGCCCCUCCGCGAUCUGAUUUAGUGGUGCUCCCUGUUACUAGGCUACCGGUGUCAAUAUAAUGUGCUUCGGCCCAAAAGCUUAUUUUCUUUCAGUAUGCUAGAAAUAGAACAACAACUUUUCUUUCGCUUUCGGCGGUUGUGAAGGUCGAAACCUUUUCCUCGUU